Molecule: messenger RNA, 4170 nt
Organism: Mesorhabditis belari
Lineage: Eukaryota; Metazoa; Nematoda; Chromadorea; Rhabditida; Rhabditidae
Source: the annotation of a GenBank genome assembly
AUGCGUGGUUCAGCUUCAAUGGAAGACGAUAUUGUAUCUCUGGAGAUUUCCAUGGAUACUGCCACCACAUCAGCUGGUGGCUCAGCAGUCUCUUUAGCUGAACGAAGAAAUAAAGCAGCUUCUCUAAAAAGCAAUGCCACAGCAUACACAAUAAACUCGGCUAAGAAAGGAUGGGGAUGUUGCUCUUCAUUGUUUCGUCGACGACGAGUUCUACAUUCAAGAACGGUUCGCGUUGGUUAUGGUCCCCUAGCCACUGGAGCGGCCUCAUUCUCACCGAACACCGUCUGCAAUCAAAAAUACAACAUCUUUAGCUUCAUUCCAUUGGUGCUCUUCCAACAAUUCAAGUUCUUCCUCAAUCUGUAUUUCCUACUUAUGGCUUGCACACAAUUCAUUCCAGCUAUACAAAUUGGAUCUCCGAUUACUUAUUGGGGACCAUUGGGAUUUGUGCUGACAAUCACUUUGAUCCGUGAGGCUUUGGACGAUUUUGUACGUUUUCUACGUGAUAAAGAGAUGAACAGUGAAAAAUACGAACGUUUGACACGGGACGGACUUCGACGAGAAAUUAAAAGCUGCGACAUUCAAGUCGGAGAUGUUAUUGUCAUUCAAAAGGAUCGUCGUAUUCCAGCUGAUGUCAUACUUCUGAGAACGACGGAAAAAUCUGGAGCCUGUUUUAUUCGAACGGAUCAACUUGAUGGAGAAACGGAUUGGAAAUUAAGAGUGGCUGUACCGGCAACCCAGCACGUACACAAUGAAGCGGAAAUUAUGGAACUCAACUGUGAAGUCUAUGCGGAAAAGCCUCAAAAGGACAUCCACGCAUUCGUUGGCACAUAUAAGAUUACGAACGAAAACGGUGUGAUGGAUGGAUCGUUGAAUGUGGAGAAUGUUCUCUGGGCGAAUACUGUUUUGGCAUCGGGAACGGCUGUUGGAGUUGUGGUUUACACGGGACGUGAAACUCGCAGUGUAAUGAAUACAACAUUGCCCGAAUCAAAAGUUGGACUACUUGACCUUGAGGUGAACAAUUUAACGAAGAUUCUCUUCUUAUUUGUCUUGUUGCUCUCAUCGGUGAUGGUGAUCAUGAAAGGACUUGAUACUUACUGGUACCGAUAUCUGAUGCGGUUCAUCUUACUCUUUUCCUACAUUAUUCCAAUUUCACUGAGAGUCAAUUUGGACAUGGCCAAGCUCUUUUAUUCGUGGCAAAUCGGUCGUGAUAAACACAUUGCUGAAACUGUUGUGCGUUCUUCCACCAUACCCGAAGAGCUUGGAAGAGUGAGCUAUCUCCUGAGUGAUAAAACAGGAACAUUGACAAAGAAUGAAAUGCAUUUUAAAAAGAUUCAUCUGGGAUCAGUGUCUUUUUCCUCUGAUGCAUUUGAUGAAGUAACAAAGCACGUGGUUAGCGGCUAUGCUGGCGGCCUUGGAAGACACUCAUUUAGCGCUAAACUUCAGACAGCCGUUGAAGCAAUCGCUCUUUGUCACAACGUUACGCCAAUCUUUGAACAUGGUGGCACAAGUUAUCAAGCAGCUAGUCCAGAUGAAGUGGCUCUGGUCAAAUGGACGGAAAAAGUUGGUGUUCGUCUCUUUACUCGGGAUCUACAUGCGAUGCGUUUGCAACUACAAGACGGGGCUGAGCGCCUUUUUCACAUUCUACAUCUUUUUCCGUUUACUUCUGAAACCAAGCGGAUGGGAAUCAUUGUGAAAGACGACAUCACUGAUGAAAUCACGCUCUACAUGAAAGGAGCAGAUACAGUUAUGGCAGCAAUGGUUCAAUACAAUGAUUGGUUGGAAGAGGAAUGCAGUAAUAUGGCAAGAGAAGGCCUUCGGACUUUGGUUGUCGCUAAGAAGGUUCUUUCAUUAACAGAAUACGAAGCAUUUGACAAGGCUUACCAUCAGGCUAAAAUGACCGUUGCCGAUAGAACGGAGAAUAUGUGCAAUGUUGUGAAUCGGAUGCUUGAGAAAGAUCUACAAUUGCUUUGCUUAACCGGCGUUGAAGAUCGACUACAGGAUCAAGUAACUACUUCUUUGGAAUUGCUACGAAAUGCAGGAAUCAAGAUUUGGAUGUUAACUGGGGAUAAACUUGAGACUGCGAUUUGUAUUGCAAAAUCGAGUGGACUCUUCAGCAAAGCCGACACAGUUCACGUUUUUGGACAAGUUCAAAACAGAACUGAGGCUCACAAUGAACUGAAUGCUCUGAGAAGAAAAAGCGAUGUGGCGCUGGUUAUGUCUGGUGCGGCUCUCAACAUUUGUCUGCAAUAUUACGAAGCUGAGGUUGCUGAAUUGGUUUGCGCAUGUACGGCCGUUGUUUGCUGUCGAUGCUCGCCAGAGCAGAAGGCACAAAUUGUUCAGCUAUUGAAGAAAUAUCGGGCUCCUCUUCGCGUAGCUGCAAUCGGCGAUGGAGGAAAUGACGUAUCGAUGAUUCAAGCAGCUCAUGCUGGGAUAGGAAUUGAUGCAAACGAAGGAAAACAAGCAUCAUUGGCAGCUGAUUUCUCGAUCACUCAAUUCUCUCAUGUUUGCCGCCUACUCUUGGUUCAUGGACGAUUUUGCUACAAGCGGUCUUGUGCUCUAUCGCAAUUUGUUAUGCAUCGGGGCCUCAUCAUUUCAACAAUGCAAGCUGUGUUUUCGUGUGUUUUCUACUUUGCCUCCGUUUCCUUAUAUCAAGGCGUACUGAUGGUUGCUUACUCGACUGCUUACACGAUGUUGCCUGUCUUCUCUUUGGUCGUUGAUCGUGAUGUCACUGCUUCGAGUGCUCUCACUUAUCCGGAGUUGUACAAAGAGCUUGGCAAAGGGCGAUCCUUAUCCUACAAAACUUUCUGCAUCUGGGUGUUGAUUAGCAUCUAUCAAGGUGCCGUCAUCAUGUAUGGAGCUUUAUUAGUCUUCGACGCCGAUUUUAUUCACGUUGUAUCAAUCUCGUUCUCAGCGCUCAUCGUAACCGAGCUUAUCAUGGUGGCAAUGACGGUUCACACUUGGCAUUGGGCGAUGCUGUUGGCUCAAGCACUCUCAUUGGGUCUCUAUGUUGCCUCGUUGCUAAUUCUCGACUCCUACUUCGAUCGUCAAUUUGUUACUUCCGUGAUGGGCGUUCUUCUCGUCCUAUCAUGUUAUUUGAUCGAAUUUGCCCCGGCGUUGAUGUUUUUUAGAACGGUGAUAGCGCCUGACCCGUUGAGGAUUAUUCUAUUCGUAUUAGGUGCCUUCUUUUGGAUGCUUGCUCUACUUGCAUCGGGCCUCGUUUGGUUUCUUUUGUAUCCAUUGAGGGAUUAUCUUGUCUUCAGCAUUUUGACCUCUGUACUGAUCCAGGAAGCGUCUCGAGUUGCCCUGUUUACCGUACUUCGAAGAGCACAACAUGGGCUCAAUCAAAUGACAACAGUGGGUGCUGAAGCCGGUAGACAAGGACCUCCCGCAAUUUUCCAUGAUUUCAAGAAUGGUCGACAUUUGUUGGCGGUUAUUUCUGGACUUGGAAUGGGAGUACAAGCUGCGCUCUUUUUGACGAUGAACAUCUUUGCAGCUUUGUCGGGGCCAGGAACAAUUGGAUUGCCAUAUUACUUUGCUGAGAAGAACCUCUCCGAAAGCGUGAUUGACGGUGAUUCAAGUCCCUAUUUGAUGGAACCAGAUCGAUCGUUGCCCUAUUAUUACGCUUUUUCUGGAAUGACUUUAUCGCUGCUUCAUGCGGCUUGGACUAUUCUGGUGUGGGACUCUUGUCACAAAUAUGUGAGAAACAAGCCUUUUUGGUGGAAAGGAGUUGUGAUCGCCGUGUGCUCGCAUCUAUUCCUUACGUCUUUGUCGUUCAUCAAUUCCGCAGGAUUUCAAUGGCUUUACUUGUUUGUGCAAUUUUGGACGGCUUUUGCAUUGACGAUUCAAUGUCAUUUUCUGAUGGGCGGAAACUUCGGAUCGUUUUUGGCAAAUACGUUUUUUGCUCUUCGAGAUUGGGUGCUACUUAAAUGGGUGCGGCAGGAGUAUAGGCACUGUCGAGAUAAGAUGUUUGGCCAUCCAAAUAAUUCCGCUUCAGCGACAAACGAAGAGAACGAAGCAACUGAAAUCAAUGAAGCUCCGGCUGCGUCUCUUCAUUCCGAGGCCCCAGUUACAUUCUCUCAACUUGCCACCAAACAUCAAGACGAAAAUGAGCCCAGGCCAGCCCCCGCAAAUGAAGAUGAUGAAGAUGAAGGGAUCGUAUUGGUAAAAACA